AUGGCGUGGCAGCAGCAGGAGCAACCGCCGUCGUGUGUUCGAGGCCUUUGUCGGUACAAAACGGGCAAGUGCACCAACGAGCGCGCGAUCAAGACCAACGGCCACCCACACAACUUGUGCAACGUGCAUCGCAUCAAGCAAAAUCUAAACCAGCGCAAAAUGGAUUCCAAGGUGCGCCGCAAGAAAAGCCGCAACAUGGCCACCACGUCGUCGUCGUCGUCAUCGCCACGUCGACCCCUGCCCGACCCCUUCACCCCUCAAAGCCGCUACGCAAUUGAACAAUCGCCUCUGGGCAAUGCAAUGUCGUCGACGUUGAUGCGUCAACCGCUGGUGCAGUACACGCAGCCGCGUCACCACCACGUUCACGAUCAAAAAACGCCUCCUGGUAGCUUCUUGCAUCACCACUCGACGUCCCCCGCCCCUUCCACGUGGCACACCGACCAUGCCAACGACGACAAUAUGAUCACAGUGCCCACGCCCCUCUACCUCAAAGGCCAAGAAAGGGAAGCCUUCCGGUCUCGAGUUCUUCAGAAACUACUUCACAUCUUAUCGGAAGAAGCACAGCCCACGCAGAAGUGCCCGCCGCAAGGUGGUUACCACCACUCGUUCUCGUCGUACUCACAAGACCACCUCUCUCCAACGUACCAGCAGCAUCCGCACCAUGAGCUACCGUAUCGCCGUGACUUGGUGGAACACCAACACUACCACGACCAGCCACAAGCAAGAAGCCCGUCGCCUCCGUAUUUCCAGCGAGACCACAACCCUUGGAUGCAGCAAACGGGUGGCCUAAAAGUCCAUACCAGUCCCUUUGGAGGUCGAUACACGAGUAUGCUUCCUCCCCUGUCGACACUGCACGCUACCCCUGGGGACUUCUAGAUCGUAUACAUAUUGCAUUGACGUUCUCAUGAACAAAUAAUAAUAAAAAAUCUAUUUCAAA
Aphanomyces astaci is the source of this 937-nucleotide messenger RNA. RefSeq lists its product as hypothetical. Bases 1 to 876 code for a protein of 291 amino acids. The record is from RefSeq and is a predicted model, not a curated record. NCBI's taxonomy places the organism in Eukaryota, Oomycota, Saprolegniomycetes, Saprolegniales, Verrucalvaceae. The transcript has a single exon.